Messenger RNA from Cariama cristata (Red-legged seriema), 876 nucleotides. It is a transcript of the gene EEF2KMT, whose product is annotated as family with sequence similarity 86, member A. The record is from RefSeq and is a predicted model, not a curated record. The annotation marks the transcript as partial. Lineage: Eukaryota; Metazoa; Chordata; Aves; Cariamiformes; Cariamidae. The transcript is spliced from 6 exons.
ACCAUUCUCCACCCUCUGUGUGUAAAAUAUCCCCCUUCAGCCAAGUACAGAAGAUGCUUUCUAACUGAACUCAUCAAAAAGCAUGAAUCUACAGCAGCUGAACCCCUGGAUGAAUUGUACAAUACACUGGCAGAUAUUUUAAAUGAAGAAGAAUCUACUCACUGUUACAAAAACUACUUACUGCCCACGGGAGAAUGUGUUACCCUUUCCGAGAGCGUGGCAAUUAUCUCUGGAGGAACCACGGGGCUCGUCACAUGGGAUGCUGCUCUUCAUCUUGCUGAGUGGGCAAUAGAGAAUUCUGUGGUUUUCAGUAACAGGACAGUCUUGGAAUUAGGAAGUGGGAUUGGCUUCACUGGAAUUGCAAUCUGUAAAACCUGCAAUCCCAAGACCUAUAUAUUUAGUGACUACCACCACUGUGUUCUCAAACAGCUGACAGAAAACAUCCGUUUGAAUGGCUUUGUCUUGGAGCCUGAAACUACCCAGCGUAUCCAAACAGAGUCCCGAGGCCAGGAGGCAGAAGAAACAAAUUGCCAAACCCCAAAACUAACUGUUGCAGAACUUGACUGGGGCUCAGUUACAGAAAAACAACUGUUGGAUCUUCAAGCUGAUGUCAUCAUUGCAGCAGAUGUGGUAUAUGAUCCAGAGAUAACUUUAGCCCUUUCUGGUAUGCUACAAAAACUCUCCACUUUGAAAGCGGAUAGAAAACCUCCUGAGGUCUACAUUGCCUUCACAAUUCGUAAUCCAGACACAUAUCACCUGUUCCUGACUGAGCUUGAUAAAGUUGGGAUUGGAUGGCAGAUUAUUCCAGCCCACAGCAACAGUGUUUUUCUCUAUGACGUGCAGCCAAACAUAACUAUUCUACAGCUAUUUAUAUAA